Messenger RNA from Zymoseptoria tritici IPO323, 5868 nucleotides. RefSeq lists its product as uncharacterized. Gene Ontology annotation, molecular function: zinc ion binding; helicase activity. The record is from RefSeq and is a predicted model, not a curated record. Gene Ontology annotation, cellular component: nuclear RNA-directed RNA polymerase complex; nucleus. Lineage: Eukaryota; Fungi; Ascomycota; Dothideomycetes; Mycosphaerellales; Mycosphaerellaceae. Bases 1 to 5868 code for a protein of 1955 amino acids. The transcript has 4 exons. Gene Ontology annotation, biological process: regulatory ncRNA-mediated heterochromatin formation.
AUGGCGAGGAUACGCUUCAGUGCGUCGGAGCUGCUGCGAAUGGGCAGUGGCAGUGGAUUGCAGCGUGACCAGACGAGUACGACUUCGUACGACGACAGGCCAUGUCCCUUCGCUGCGCUCGGACUCUGCAAGAAAGGCGUCUUGUGCAGCUUCGAGCACGUCGAUGACCCGAGCUUCGGUCCCAUCAAUCCACUUCAGCAGCGCCAUCCCAACCGAACGAGCAGCAGCAACCAGCCUGGAAGACAGCCAAAAGCUGCAGCAUCUGCUCCGUCACGCAGCUUCGCCACCUCGAGAUUUGCCACCAAGUCGGAGAACACGAUGCCUGCUCGCAUGUCUGCUCCUGGCCCAGCAACGACCACUUCGCGAGCUCAGCCCGCCGCUCCAGCCCAAACAUUCACCUCUUCUCGAGCCCUUCCCACCGCAUCGACCGUAACCAUCACCCAGCCACCUUCCGCACAGCGCCAGUACCAACCAUACCCUCCGUCGGACGCACGCCUAAAAGACUUCCGAUGGCGCAUUCCGACAAACAUCGCUGCUGCCAAACCGCUUGGUCACACGUCUAGCAAGUUCUGGGCUCUGGCGUCGGAGCUCGCAGAUGGUGAUGCUGGUGCUGUGCAAGAGACCAUCACUCUGCUUACAAGCGAGGGCGGACUUCUGCGGGUCAGCGAAGUCUUGGAACAACCAUUCGAGACCUUUUCAAACAGCCAAUACGCGCGCUACCUCAGCACGCAGCUACUGCCGCUGCUGACAGUCUUCACCCAUACCAAAGUCCUCUCAUCAAGCCUGCUGCGUGCCAAGGUUGCUACAGUGUACAAUAUCAUCUAUGCGGGCGACGGCAAUGGCGAGCGAGCGAUUGCGCUGUUCUCGUCCUUGGCUGGUCAUCUGGCUGAGGUGUUCAUGCCAAAGACGGCCAACGGGCUCAUCACGGCGGACAACUUGCAGCUGGAAUCACUCGAGACAGCUAUUGUCGCCUUUUCCACUCUUGUGGAGUUCAACACCCCUGCGCACAACAAUGCUGGACUCGUGCCGCCUACUGAGCAGCUUGCCGCUAUUCUCGACAGCCUUCCCGAGAGCACGGCGUUCGCGAUGAGCAAAGCCAAGAGUCAGCUUCUCAAGCUACAGCGCCGGCUUGGUAUCGGACACGAGCUUCUCGAGACACAGGCCGGCAAGAAGAAGACACCUGUCCGUGCAACCUUCGAAUUCGCAAGAGAAUUGCCAGGUUCUCUCUCGGAAGCAGGACCUCGUCACGACAACGAUCAUGAGGACAUCACCAAGAUCCAGAUUCUGCCUACUCUGCAAGAAAUUCUGAGCUCUCGCGAGGAGUAUCUUCCAUCCAUCGACCCACGCCAGUGGCAUCUCGCAGGUGCAUCAGGACUGCUCGAUCGCCACUUCCGACUGCUUCGAGAAGACACGGUCGGCCAAGUGCGUGACGCUGCCAAUUUUGAGUUGCGGAGGCUGCAGAACCCUCUCAUGGGCCCGCAGAUCAACCGCCAAGGCGCUCGCACUUAUGUCUAUCAAGACGUUCAAAUCAUCACCGCCGCCGUUGACGCUUAUCAUGGCAUGCACUUUGUGAUGCGAUUUGCUCAGCCACGAGGCUGCAAUCAAACAAGCAAGCGUGCUCGACAAGAUUGGUGGGACUUCUCCCGGCGCCUGGGACAAGAGGCACUGAUCUGCCUUCUUGGCUCUUCUGGGACAGCCGCUUUCUUCGUCGUCCUCUCACCAUUUCCGAAACCGGUCAAGCUGCAGAAGACCUACGAUUUGAGCUCUGAUACAAACCACGCUCAUGUCAUCGUCAAGCCAGUCAACCAUGAUGACUACUACCUCACACUGGCCAACAUGCACGACACUGGCUCCCAGUCAACAUACUCCAUCGCUGAGUUCCCAGGAGUGUUGCUUCCCGCCUUCGAACCGACUUUACGUGCGCUGCAGCGUAACUCCAAGACUCUGGACAUGCCUUUCCAAGACAUUCUCGCACCAUCCGCCGCUGCCGACGAUCUAAGCAAGGAGAUGGACAACCCGCCGCCGACUUACGCUACCAAGCCAGGGUUCGAGUUCGAAUUGUCGAGCAUCACGUCUCGUGGACAGCGCUUUUCACUCUCCGCCACGGAGGACGUCGACGAUGCUGCUGAAGAGCUGGCCACCAUGUCGAGUCUGGAUCGUGGCCAAGCAAGUGCUGUGGUGUCGUCGCUUACUCGUGGCAUUGCAGCGAUUCAAGGCCCUCCCGAUGCUCUUGACGCCGUCUUGGAACGCUCCGUCGACGAUGGUGUCUCCAAUAUUGUCCGAAUCGGCUCUCGUUCCAAAUCCGAGCGUCUGCAGAACGUCAAUCUCAAGGCACUUGCACAGCAGAUCCAGAAGACGAAGACCGAGAGGCUUGACUACAAGAUCCUUUCGCAAGAGCAGAGGUCCGAGACGGAGGAGAUUGAGCAGCUGCUACCAGCCCUGCGUGCGAUGGAGUCUGAUCAGGCUCUCCAGGCACACUUGCUGGAAAACUAUCCAUCGCGCUACGUGCAACUGGUCACCAAGAAAGACGAUGAUGGCUUCACAACUGUCGGAGACCAGUAUUCUUCAGUGAUCAAGAAUUGGCUGAGCAAGGACUUGUACCGCACCGAGCCCGACCGCUCCCUCCAUGAGCUCGAGGACGUCAACCUGCACCAGAUGACUGCUGGCGAGCGACAGCUCUUGUAUCAGUUCUGGAAGAUUGAACUGGCAGACGAGCUCGACGAGAAAUUUCGCCGCGCAUUCGAAUCUUUCACGGACAUCAACAAGAAGCUCGCAGUCAUCACGAGAGAGAAGAACCUUCGAGUGCUACAGCAAGCGAACAUCAUCGGCGUCACCACCUCCGGACUGGCACGCAAUCUUGACCUCCUUCGAGACGUCAAUCCCAAAGUCUUGAUUUGCGAGGAGGCUGGUGAGGUGCUCGAAGCGCAUCUUCUUACUGCCUUGCUGCCUUCGGUCGAGCAUUGCAUUCUCAUCGGCGAUCACCAACAACUCCGCCCGCAAGUCUCCAACUACGGACUCUCCUCCGAGAGCCGUGACGGCGCACAGUACUCGCUCGAUUUAUCUCUCUUCGAGCGCCUUGUCCAGCCCAUGGACACCUUUGCCCAGCCGCUGCCCUUCUCCACGCUCGAUGUCCAGCGCCGCAUGCAUCCCUCAAUUUCCCAGCUGGUUCGUCGGACUCAAUACCCUCAUCUCCAAGACGAUCCUCGAGUAUCAGAAUAUCCGGAGGUUGUCGGCAUGCGGCGACGCCUAUUCUGGAUGGAUCACCAGCAGCGCGAAGACCCUCAGGUCGAUGGCGAGCUGAUGUCGCGGACGAAUGAAUUCGAAGUUGAGAUGGUCGCUGCCCUUGUGAAGCAUAUCGUCCAGCAGGGCGUGUACAAGGCCCAGGACAUCGCAGUCAUCACUCCCUACCUCGGUCAACUGCGGAAGCUCAGAGCCAAGUUUCAAAGCACUCAUGCGAUCACCUUGACCGACAAGGACGAGGACGACCUCGCCAAGGAAGGACUUGACGAUGAUGAGAUUGAGUCCGAACUUCGUCAGGUGGCCUCAAAGACCUCCUUGAACCAAGCUAUUACACUAGCAACGAUCGACGCUUUCCAGGGAAACGAAUCGGCAAUAGUUCUGGUCUCCCUGGUCCGUUCCAACCCUCAGCAGAACGUUGGUUUCCUUCGAACACCCAACAGAAUCAAUGUUCUACUCUCUCGUGCCAAGCAUGGAAUGUACAUCUUCGGCGACACCAAGACGAUGGAGGGUGUCCCCAUGUUCCGCGAAGUUGCCGACACUCUCCGCGCCGAUGGCAACUUGGGUGAUGCGCUGGAACUUUGCUGUCAACGUCAUCCCGACCGGCCGAUAUCAGUCCGAACUCCGGAAGAUUUCGACCGUUUGUCACCUGAAGCUGGGUGCGACCUCCUCUGCGACAAGCCGCUCGACUGUGGCCACUCCUGCGGUGCGAAGUGUCAUUCCGAGGUGCUUCAUGGAGUUUACCAAUGCAAGAAGCCAUGCCUGAAGCCGAGAGAGCACUGCGAGCAUCCCUGCGCCCAGGCCUGUGGUGAGAAGUGCAACGACCUCUGCAAAGUGAUGGUGGAGGACGCCAAAAUCAUCCUUGCCUGCGGACACAAGAAGACUGGUCUGCGUUGCUACGAGAUCCAGAACCCAAGCAUCAUUGUCUGCAACGAUAUGGCUCAGCGAACCAAGCCAGGCUGCCUCCACACCAGAAAGGUUCCCUGCGCCGUCAACGUCAACAUGAAGUCCGACAUUGCAAUCUGCCUUGCUUUCUGCGGAGAAAUCCAAGACUGCGGUCACACCUGCCAGAAGCGCUGCGGUGACUGCAAGAGCCGCGGAAAAGACCGCAUUGUCAUCGACUCCAAUCAUGGUCAGUGCUGGCAGAUCUGCAAGCGCCAGUACAGCGACUGCGAGCAUCAGUGCACAUCUCCCUGCCAUUCAGGAGAGCCUUGUGCUCCGUGCAUGAAGGAUUGCGACACUCAGUGCUUUCACACUCAAUGCGAUCGGAAGUGCUCCGGCCCAUGCAAGAUGUGCAUGGAAGAGCAGUGCAGCUCUGGCACUCUUUGCCCCCACACGGAGAGCUGCUCGAUGCCUUGCGCCGCGCCUUGCGAUUGGCUCCCAUGCACCGAGCGCUGCUGCAAGUAUCUGGCAUGCGGAUGCCGAUGCCCUUCAAUUUGCGGAGAAGUGUGCCCGAAGGCUCAGUUCUGCCAGCUUCACGGCACGGACAACAACAAGGCUCUCAUCGCUGACAAGACAAAUCUGACCGCAUACGGAGACGUCAAUUUGGUCACCGAUCCGUGCAUCUUCACUGAGUGCGGCCACAUCUUCACCAUCGACUCGCUGGAUGCUGCCAUCGGCAUUGACGACCACUACGAGAUCGAUCUGGACUCUGGCGAGCUUGUCGGCCUCAAGACGCCUCCGGGACACUUCGCCAUGCGCGAUCUGGCAUCUUGCCCAGAUUGUUGCGGCUCCUUGCACGGUUUGGCUCGAUACGGCCGCAUCACUCGACAAGCCUUGCUUGACAAGACGGCGGAGAAGCUUGCAGCGUUCUCGAACCGCAAGUAUCAGGACUUUGCCGCUCGCUUGGCCACACUUGAAAAUGAACUGCACGGCACCGUCGACUCUGCGAUCAAGCCAACCCAGAAUCUUCGCAUCGCUGGUGACAUGUCCGAUCAGCUCAUCGCCGUGCAGAGGGCUACGACUGCCACUCGCUACAAGCCUCUUCUCGCAUUCCUCUCCGAGACCAGCGCAUUCAUCCAGAAGCUCGGCCAAGAAGAGCAGUCCUACCACUACGUUCACGACCUGUCAGACGCUCGCCAGCAAGACGGCACCGCGAGACUGCAGCUUUGCGAGAACUUGAAAGCCUCCAACCUUCUCAACCGCACCGUCCUCGUCCUCAUUAGCGACAUCGCCGCCAUCCACAACGCGACCCCACCAGCGACCCGCGGCUUCCUGCAGAUCAACCUCACUACCAACCGGGAGUCCUGCCUCGGUGUGAUCCAAGAAGCAAUCGCCAGCAAACACUUCUAUCAGCAGGCCGAAGCGUCCGUCAUGUGCGCCAAGUACGCAGCAAUUGAGUGCGCCGUGAUGGCGUCCAAGGAGUCCGGAACGGGUUGGCAGCAGCGUCUGGACGAAUUGAAAGAGGAAGGACUGGCGCACUUGGACGAUGCGACGGAGAUCUGGCAGCAGCAGAAGGAGUUGGCGGGUGGUGUGGAGCAUCAGCCGUGGAAGGGGAUUAUGGAUGAGAUGGAAGGGAUCAUGGCGGAGCAGACGGUCGUUGGCCGUGUUCUGUCAAAGAAGAGUGAGCGGGUCUGCGGCGAAGAGGACACGCGAGACGGCUCGCGAGUUGACGCCGACAAGGCUUUGUAA